AUGAUGGAUCCUCCCAUCACCACUCUGAUGCUCCGCAAUGUGCCCCGAAGCUACUCCCAAGAGCAGCUCCUGACGGAGAUCCAGGACGCGUUGGGCAGCGUUGCCGAUUUCAAUCUCUUAUUUUUGCCUUGGGACUCGCGUAACAAUUGCAACGUCGGCUAUGCGUUCCUGAACUUGUGUGACGCGGAGGGGGCGGAACGGUGUCGCGGGGUCCUCAGCGAGUACAAUUUCCGCAGGUCAUUCAAGCCGAAGCAGUGCAGCGUGUUCCCAGCCCACAUACAGGGGCUGGAGAGCAACCUGAUCCACCUCGUCGAGAUGUCCUUGGGCAAGACGGCCACGGGGGGCGAGCCCGACAAGGGCAUGCCAGUCGUCAUCUGGCAGGGGCAGACUCUCAGGUUUCCGCAGUUCGCCGCCGCCCUCCACCAGCUCACCGACGCGCCCGUGGGGCUCAGGCUGCCUGGUCAGCCCUGCGGCAGCGCGAGUCCGCUCUUCUGGUCCGACACGGCCCUGCCGCAGGAGCGCGCGCCAGGGCUUGAGGCCGUGACGACGCGCAGGCCGCCUACGUCCACCAAUGGGACGACGGCGCCCAGGCCGCGCGUGCAGGCGCCGUCGCUGGGGAAGGGCUCCGCGGAGGCUGCCACUGGGCUUUCGAAGCACGUGACCAAAGCCAGCCUCCCGGGGAGGUGCGGCAGCAGCGGCAGUCGCGCCCCGGAGGGGGACGUCGGCAAGGACGACGAUUUCAGCCUCCUGCUGGCAGCGGUGGCGCUCGCCAAGCGCGUCGCGACUGCCAUGGGCGAGAGGCAGCGCCUCUCGCUGCAAGAUCGCCGCGCCGCCGUUCGAAUUCGACGUCCGCCUUCCCCUCCGCCGCCCACCUGGGCCUUCCUGGACAUGCUGAAGCCGCCCCCAGGCCUGGAGCUCCCGCCCGGCCUCCAGCUCGACGCCCCCCCGGAGCUUGCGGCGCGGCCAGCGGCGCCUGCGCGCCAGCCUGCGCCCGCAGGCCCGGAAGUGUGCGGCACGCCAGCGCUCGCCCGCGGGUUUGCCGCCCCCCCCGCACCAGCGCGCGAGGCUGCGGGCGGAGUGGUCGGAGGCGUGGCCAGCGAGGGUCGGGCGCGGCCGCCGACGGCGGCGGCGAGGGGGCCGAGAGUCCUCGAGCUGGGGGAGGACCUCCACGCGCGGGUGUUCGAGAAGUUCUUCGAGAAGUGCUCCAGCGACCCGGGGGUGGCCUUCCGGCCACGCUGGCAGCUGGGCUUCCAGGGGCCGCUCCGGCGGCAGCCGCGGCUUCAUUGA
Messenger RNA from Prorocentrum cordatum, 1287 nucleotides. The record is from the annotation of a GenBank genome assembly. NCBI's taxonomy places the organism in Eukaryota, Dinophyceae, Prorocentrales, Prorocentraceae.